AUGGUACAAGGUUCAAAUAAUGCUGCAACGCCUGAUAGAGCAUCAACAGUUGAUACAGCUGAUACAUCAUCAGAUGAAAAACGAAAAAAAGUAGGAAAUUAUAUUAUUUUAAAAACAAUUGGAGAAGGUAGCUUUGCCAAAGUACGUUUGGGUGUUCAUCUAAUCACAGAAAUGAAAGUUGCAGUUAAAGUUAUUAAUAAACGUGAAGUAUUUAAACGAAAUUAUUUAAGAGCUAAUUUACGUCGUGAAGCAUCAAUGAUGCAACGUAUGUCUCAUAAACAUAUAAUACAAUUACAUGAAGUUAUGGAAACAGAAAAUUCUUAUUAUAUUGUUAUGGACUUAGUACAAGGAAAUGAAUUUGUAAAAUAUUUAACAAAAAAGAAACAAUUAGAUGAGAAUGAAACGAGAAAAUAUAUUCGACAAAUUGUUUCAGCUGUUGAACAUAUGCAUCGUGCACGUGUUAUACAUCGAGAUAUAAAACUUCAAAAUUUUAUGCUUGAUCAAAAUGGUGAUAUAGUUAUUAUUGAUUUUGGUCUUAGUAAUUGUCUUGACGAAAAAAAUUUUUUAACUACUCAAUGUGGUUCACCAGCUUAUGCAGCUCCAGAAAUUUUUGCUCAUCAAGAAUAUAGUACAGCUGUUGAUAUAUGGAGUAUUGGUGUAAAUAUGUAUGCUAUGUUAAUGGGUAAACUUCCAUUUAAAGUUGAACAUCGUAGUCGAAAUCUUGCUAAACUUCAUGCAUGUAUACUUAAAGGAUGUGAAAUACCUAAUACACUUUCACGUGAUUGUCAAGAUUUAUUAUCACGAUUAUUAGAACCAUCACCAACUAAACGAAUAACUAUAUCAGAAAUUCUUUGUCAUCCAUUUUUAACCGAUAUUUUAGGACCUAUUGAAUUAAUACCUUUUAAACCUCAUGUUGAUUUAAGAGAAAUCAAUCAAAAUAUAAUCAGAUAUCUUGCAAUAAAAUAUGGAUAUUCAGAACAUGAAGUUGAAGAAGCUGUAUUACAUCGAAAACCGAUUGCAUGUCGAGCACUAUAUAGUUUAAUUGAACGACGUCUUAAAGAAGGUUUAGGUUGGCCAGAUCGUACAUAUAAUAAUUCUGUUAAUACUCAUUCAUCACUAUCAACAGCAGGUACUAUUGCUUUAGCUGAUGGUCUAUCAGAGAAUAUACUUGACAAACUUGUUCGUCAUGAACCAUUACUUCCUGGUCGUCGUAUAUUACCACAUCUUUCAUCUCAACAAACAUCUCCACCAACAACUAAUGGACAAAAAUUUCCACGUGAAAAAUCAAAUUUUGCACUUGAUGAACAAGUUUUAUUACGAACAAAUACACAUGGUAGUAGUAUUACAAAUGGUUUAACACAAGAAGCAUUAAAUGAAUUAGUACCACAAUCAAAAUUAAUUUCAAGAAAAUUAUUUCAUGAUGUAGUGGUAAGAAAAUCAUCAGCUGUUACAAAUAGUGUUGAUCCAACUGAUGAACAUAUUAGUACAAGACGAAUAACAAAUCCUAAUAGUCUUGCACCAAUAAAACCUUCAAUUACUACUCAACGUGGAAAUGUUAUAAUUCCACAACAAAAACCUAAACCACGUAGUUUACCUAGUUCAACACUUGAUCAUGCAAAUCAAAAUGGUUUUCAUUCACCACAUGAUAUAUUAGCAAGUACGACAGGUGAUAGUCGUACACCAAAAACACAGAGUCGUACAAUACAUGUUGAAAAUUUAAAAAAAUCUCAUCAUCAUUCGCCGGUGCGAUAUAAUCCUGCUCCAUCAGUAACAGUAAAAGCAAUUGGUUUAUUUUUAAAAAAUUCUGCAUUACAUUCACGUGUUAGUUCAUGUAGUAGUAAAUCAUCGAAAAGUAAUGGUGUUACAACAGCACUUGAUGUUCAACAACAAUCUCCACCAUUAAGAUUUUAUCCAUCAACAUCAAAUAUAAAUAAUAAACAAAAUGUAAUUAAUUAUCAUUCACAUGGAAAUUUAACAUCAACAGAUACAACAAGACAAAUGUUUGUUAAAACAUCUGGAACAUCAAAUCAUAUACCAGCUAGUAAAACUCAACAUUCAACAACAACAGGAACAAGUGGAGAAAAAUUAAUGCAAACUUAA
This is a messenger RNA of Rotaria sordida, 2100 nucleotides long. NCBI's taxonomy places the organism in Eukaryota, Metazoa, Rotifera, Eurotatoria, Philodinida, Philodinidae. The record is from the annotation of a GenBank genome assembly.